GCAUCAAAGACUUACAUGGCACGAUGGGUUAAUCCCAAAAGAUGAAAUAUGGCUAAAGAUUGGGGGAGAUAAGGGAGGGGGAAGUUUSAAGAUGGGAUUUGAAAUUGCCAACACAGCAACCCCAAAUUCAACAAGAAACACUGUAGUGUUUAAUCUUUUUGAGGCUCCAGACAACCCACAUAAUCUUAAGGUUGGGUUGGACAGAUAUGUCAAUAACAUAGACUGUCUACAAAAAGAAAAAUGGAGAGAAUAUAAACUAAUACUUUUUGCAUUUGGGGACUACUCCUUUUUAUGUGACUUAUAUGGAAUUUCAGGAGCAAGUGGUUAGUAAACAGAAUAUAUAUAAUAUAUAAUUAGCAUAUACUAUGGUCACAACAUCGUAAGAAUGCACGCUCUCAUUGGCUAGCUAUCUCGGAAUACUGAGACCAUAUUCACUCCACUGAAGCAGGGGA
Molecule: messenger RNA, 452 nt
Organism: Actinia tenebrosa (Australian red waratah sea anemone)
Lineage: Eukaryota; Metazoa; Cnidaria; Anthozoa; Actiniaria; Actiniidae
Source: RefSeq, a predicted model, not a curated record